This is a messenger RNA of Actinia tenebrosa (Australian red waratah sea anemone), 776 nucleotides long. RefSeq lists its product as uncharacterized. The record is from RefSeq and is a predicted model, not a curated record. Gene Ontology annotation, molecular function: enzyme activator activity. Gene Ontology annotation, biological process: lipid catabolic process; digestion. Gene Ontology annotation, cellular component: extracellular region. NCBI's taxonomy places the organism in Eukaryota, Metazoa, Cnidaria, Anthozoa, Actiniaria, Actiniidae.
CACUAUGUUAGGUACAUUAAGACUAGCAACUCUAAACACAUAUAUAUAGCUUUUGGUGAGGCGCCGAGACAAUUCCUGCUCCAACAUGAAGGCUUUGAUUAUUGCACUGGCUGUGGUAGUAGCAGUUUAUGGGGAACCAAUGGAAAAACGGUUCUUGAUUGAUCGUUGCUCGUCAUCGUCGGAAUGCGGUGCUAACAAGUGCUGCCUGUUCAACAAAGUCUGCUCACCCCAGCUUCCUAAAUACUCUACCUGCCAUCUUACGAGUGUUACUUCUUGUGGAUGUGCUGAUGGUCUUGAAUGUCGGGUCACUAAAGAGUUCUCAGUGUUGGGCCAGAAGAUUCAGCUUCGUCAGUGCAUGGAGACUGGUCUAGAAUCACGUGUGGAGAAGCUCGAAAAUGAGGAGGAAGAGGAGCCAGGCAAAAGAGAGAGGAGAUUUUUGGUUGACAAAUGCACAGCAGAAGCAGACUGCGGAGCUAACAAAUGCUGUCUACUGAAUAAAGUUUGCGCUCCUAAGCUAACAGAAGGAUCAACCUGCUUCUUGUCGCAACAUCACAAGUGUGGGUGCGCUGAUGGCCUGGAAUGCCGUGUAACCACCACUAUUACAAUCCCUCUGCUUGGUACAAAAAUACCCAUCAGGCAGUGCGUUAAGCCCGAAUAAGUCGAAGGAGUAUGCUGGAUAAAUGUUUCUUGAGUUUUUGAUUCCAAAUUUGUAAAUUUUGUCAAAAUGGAGUCACUUUAAUAAAGACUUGAUCCAAUAAAUUCUUUCAUCACUAAAA